This is a messenger RNA of Cladocopium goreaui, 1007 nucleotides long. Lineage: Eukaryota; Dinophyceae; Suessiales; Symbiodiniaceae. The record is from the annotation of a GenBank genome assembly.
GUAGCUGCAGUAGCGUUUCUACUCCGCAGCCUGGGUUUGUUGCCAUGGCUGCAUACUCCAGUGAGCAUUCAUGGCUCCGAGAUUUCGUUCCAAAGUUGAACGAGGGACUCCGUGGAAAACUGGUGGCUCACCGUGGUUUUCAUGACCCUUUACUCUCUGACCUCCGGCCAUUGGAAUGCACCCUUCCUGCUUUACAGAUGGCUUGGGAGUCGGGCGUGCUGAAUUGCGAAUGUGAUGUGCGUCUCAGCUCCGAUGAACAGAUCAUUCUGCUACAUGAUCCCAACCUGGAUCGGCUGGUAGAGGAAUCGGCCCGACCCACCCCAAAUGCCAAUACCAUCAUGGCUGAAGAGUUGCUUCGGUGGCCAUUAAAGCAGCCAGAGAUUCAUAUUCCACUCUUGCAGGAUGCCUUGCAGUCAGCUCUCCGGAGCGGCAACCGCCUUGUGAUUGAGCUGAAGGGAAGCCCUGGUUCUCCCAGUGUGGGUGCUGCGGUGGCACAGCUCUUUGCCAAAGAUCCAACGCUUUUGGAGGCCUGUGCCCUGGUGAUGUCUUUCGAGAUCCCGGAGCUUCUGGCCUUCGCCGCGGCGGUUGUUUUACAGCGACCAAAGCUUCUGCUGUUAACCGCCGUUUCGCGGGAGGGCCUCGAGGAGAAAUAUCAAACUUUGGACCUGGACAGUCCUGCAUGGGAGGAGCAGGCCUUGCAGUAUCUGGCUCGGAAGGACUUGUCCCUGGACGGCUUCUACAUUGAGUGGACGGAGCGAUUGUCUAAUGCUGAUGCUUCCGCUUUUGAAAAGCUUUGUGGCAUGUGCACUGUGGGUGUGUGGCAACACUUUGGCCAAACGGACUCUGAAGAGGAGGCAUCCCGUUUGCUGGAUCUGGGAGCCAGCUUCUGCAACACUGAUUGGCCCACGAGCUUCAUUCCAGCAUGAAAUGAACACUGUACUCAACUCUGAGGAUCCUGGAACUUCAAUAUCGACCUGCGCUGGAAGAACAUUGUUGUGCCGGCAAAA